This is a messenger RNA of Knipowitschia caucasica, 867 nucleotides long. Lineage: Eukaryota; Metazoa; Chordata; Actinopteri; Gobiiformes; Gobiidae. The record is from the annotation of a GenBank genome assembly.
AUGGUCCUCCCCGAUACCAGGGGUACCAGACGUCGGCGAUACCAGGGGUACCAGACGUCGGCGAUACCAGGGGUACCAGACGUCGGCGAUACCAGGGGUACCAGACGUCGGCGAUACCAGGGGUACCAGACGUCGGCGAUACCAGGGGUACCAGACGUCGUGCAGCGUCUGCAGUCAGAGCUGUAUCGGACCGUGGUGGUGAAGAGGGAGCAGCGUCUGCAGUCAGAGCUGUAUCGGACCGUGGUGGUGAAGAGGGAGCAGCGUCUGCAGUCAGAGCUGUAUCGGACCGUAGUGGUGAAGAGGGAGCAGCGUCUGCAGUCAGAGCUGUAUCGGACCGUGGUGGUAAAGAGGGAGCAGCGUCUGCAGUCAGAGCUGUAUCGGACCAUUGUGGUAAAGAGGGAGCAGCGUCUGCAGUCAGAGCUGUAUCGGACCGUGGUGGUGAAGAGGGAGCAGCGUCUGCAGUCAGAGCUGUAUCGGACCGUGGUGGUGAAGAGGGAGCAGCGUCUGCAGUCAGAGCUGUAUCGGACCGUAGUGGUGAAGAGGGAGCAGCGUCUGCAGUCAGAGCUGUAUCGGACCGUGGUGGUGAAGAGGGAGCAGCGUCUGCAGUCAGAGCUGUAUCGGACCGUGGUGGUGAAGAGGGAGCAGCGUCUGCAGUCAGAGCUGUAUUGGACCGUGGUGGUGAAGAGGGAGCAGCGUCUGCAGUCAGAGCUGUAUCGGACUGUGGUGGUGAAGAAGGAGCAGCGUCUGCAGUCAGAGCUGUAUCGGACCGUGGUGGUGAAGAGGGAGCAGCGUCUGCAGUCAGAGCUGUAUCGGACCGUGGUGGUAAAGAGGGAGCAGCGUCUGCAGUCAGAGCUCCCUCACCUCUGA